AUGAAUUCAACUCAACCAAAUCCAACCCAACGGAAAACGGUUCUUCUCCGUCCUAAAACAGCCCUCCCCAAAAAGAACUCUCUUGGUGAAGCCAGCCCAGACUACAACACUGUCUUUAACUUAUCUAAAGACGAAGAAGAACUCAUCGGGUUCAAAAAAUGAAGCCAAGAUUAUUAUCUAAAUCCUAAAGAAAACAAAGGCAGCUUUAAAAGCAGCACCCUCGGUAGCCUAAAUACCUACCCCAUAAUAAACCCCACUAUGAAAGAUCUCCGUCCUCAAAUCACUAUAAACGCUUAUUCGUUAUUUAAUGCAAUCGCUCAGUCUGAUAUUUCAGAUAAUAAGACACAUCACAAAACAAAUUCUAACACAGAAAAAGAAUUGCGAUUAAUUAUAUCUAUUUAUAGUAAAUAUAGGACUAUGAGGAUUGCUUUUUUUAAAAAUGGCUGUUUAUCUAUAUAAAAAUAGGAAAACAGACCAAUAAAAUGCUUAUUUAUUGUAAAUAGAUACACAAAAAAUAAAUCCCCAGACUCUAUAUAUAGACUGACCACCGAGUCAUUACUUGCCUAUAAAUUCCAAAAUCCUGAUAAAAAAAUCACUAUCCCACCUAGACCUAAAACAGCCAGUAGGGUGCCUAAACAGCCUGAAUUUGUAGAGUUUUAUGAAGAAGACCAUGAGAAAUCCUGAGAAGACACUGUAAAAACCAUUGUUCAGGCAUCAAAAGAAGAACUUUUGAAACGGAAAAAUUCGCAGCCUGAAAGUAUGACGACCAAUACAGAGCUGUCGACUAGAAGAAUGGAACAAAUUUACGAAAAAACUGAGCCGAGAAUUGGAGGAAAAAGAGUUAUUAUGUCAAUUUCUAAAGAAAACCAUCAUAUAGAGCCUGAAGAGCCUAGAAGAAUGUCCCAAACAGCCUCUCAGCCUGCAAUUUCAGCAAAAAAAGACAUAUCCCCUAUGACGAGGUUCACUUGUAUAAAAAAUGGGAAUAAAUUUUUGUGUGCUUAUGAGCCUCCUGCCAUUGAGCCAAAACCUGCAAUUAGGCCUUUUUCUGCUUAUAAGAAAAGGUCACAGUCUAAUAAAGAGCUGCCAAAACAGAAUAUAAAAGCUUCACAAGGGGCUGCGUUUUGGUACUCAUCGACAUUAACUGCUCCAUUCGGACAGCCUAUAAGAGGUAAAAAAAUGAAGGACACUUCAGAUUUUGGGGUCAUGUUCAGGCCUGAUUUUUUAAAAACUGGGCAAGUUUCAAGGCUUCAAGAGAAGUUUAAAGAAAUUUCAUAAUGGGGUGUUCUGAUAGGGUAGUUUCCUUAUUUUGGAGUGAAGGGGAAUUUCAGUUUGCCUGAGAUAUCGCCGGGACUGUUUCUUUGGGAGGUGGGUAUAAGUUCUAACGGUCGUGUAGCUGCCGAUCCAUUCUCACAGCAGGUCUUAUACCACCUAAAAGGCAUCACAAAACAAAAGACGAGCUAUUAUGAGUUAUCUUACUAGCUAAAAGAAAUUUCGACAGCUUCUCUAAAAAGGAUAAGAUUUUUGAAAGCUGGCUUGCAUAAAUAA
Blepharisma stoltei is the source of this 1545-nucleotide messenger RNA. The record is from the annotation of a GenBank genome assembly. Lineage: Eukaryota; Ciliophora; Heterotrichea; Heterotrichida; Blepharismidae.